Megalops cyprinoides (Indo-Pacific tarpon) is the source of this 3065-nucleotide messenger RNA. RefSeq names its product exocyst complex component 2 (gene exoc2). The record is from RefSeq and is a predicted model, not a curated record. The coding region runs from base 105 to 2882 and encodes 925 amino acids. Gene Ontology annotation, cellular component: exocyst. Gene Ontology annotation, biological process: exocytosis; Golgi to plasma membrane transport. Lineage: Eukaryota; Metazoa; Chordata; Actinopteri; Elopiformes; Megalopidae. The transcript has 28 exons.
GUUACUGCGACUCUAUUGCAGGUCAACCGGAGCCGCCCAUAUCCUGCAGCUGGUCGCUGUUGCUGAUAUCUGCCUGGUCCCCCCCGCUAGCGGCACACACCGCCAUGUCUCGAGCACGCCAGCCCCCGCUGGUGACGGGCAUCUCGCCCAACGAGGGCACCCCGUGGACCAAAGUCACCAUCCGCGGAGAGAACCUGGGCACCGGACCUGCUGAUCUCAUUGGACUGUCCAUCUGCGGACACAACUGCCUACUGACCGCCGAAUGGAUGUCCGCCAGCAAGAUCGUGUGCCGGGUCGGGCCGGCCAAGGACGACAAGGGGGAGAUCAUCGUCACCACCAAGUCCGGCGGCCACGGGACCUCCACUGUCUCCUUCAAGCUCCUGAAAACAGAGAAAAUAGGUAUCCUGGACCAGUCGGCUGUGUGGGUGGACGAGAUGAACUACUACGACAUGCGCACGGACAGGAACAAGGGGAUCUCGCCCCUGUCCCUGCGGCCGGCCAACCCCCUUGGGAUCGACGUUGACAAGUCAAAGGUGCCCCAGAAGGACCUGGAAGCCAUGUUCCCUGGGAUGAGCGGAGACUUCACCAGCGAGAACUUCUCGGCCACCUGGUACCUCAUUGAGAAUCACUCCUCCACCAGCUUUGAGCAGCUCCGCAUCGCCGCCAGCAACCUGAGGAAGCAGGCCAACAAGAAGAACGAAGGUAGCCUGGCCUACGUCAAGGGGGGGCUCAGCACCUUCUUCGAGGCCCAGGAUGCACUUGCAGCCAUUCAUCAGAAGCUGGAGGCCGACGGGACGGAGAAAGUGGAGGGCUCCAUGACGCAGAGGCUGGAGAACGUCCUGAACCGUGCCAGCGACACGGCAGACACGCUGUUCCAGGAAGUGCUGGGCCGCAAGGACAAGGCGGACUCCACCCGCAACGCCCUGAACGUUCUGCAGCGCUUCAAGUUCCUCUUCAACCUGCCGCUCAACAUCGAGCGCAACAUUCAGAAGGGAGAUUAUGAUGUUGUGAUCAAUGACUAUGAAAAGGCCAAGUCUCUCUUUGGAAACACUGAAGUCCAGGUGUUCAAAAAAGUUUACGCCGAAGUGGAAACGCGCAUUGGCGCUUUGAGGAGCCUUCUGCUGGACAAGCUCCUGGAGACGCCAUCCACGCUGCACGACCAGAAGCGCUACAUACGGUACCUGUCAGACCUGCACGCCUCGGGUGACCCGGCCUGGCAGUGCAUCGUGGCCCAGCACAAGUGGAUCCUCCAGCUCAUGCAGACCUGCAAGGAUAACUACGUCAAGAGCCAAAGAGUGGGGCCCGGAGGUGCCGGGUCAGGGCUGGACCUGGAGGGUGACCCCCGGCCGUCCGCAGUCAGCCGUCUCAGCCACACCGCCUCCCUGAAGAGGGGAAGCAGCUUCCAGACCCCCGGGGAUGCCUCCUGGCGCUUCAAGGGCCCGCAGCAGGUGAGCUUCGUGGAGAACCUGACAGACGUGGUCAUCAGCCAGCUGCCGAACUUCUGGAAGCUGUGGAUCUCCUACGUGAAUGGGAGCUUGUUCAGCGAGACGGGUGAAAAAUCUGGGCAGGUGGAGAAGUCGAAGAAGAACGCCAGGCAAAGACAGAAUGAUUUCAAGAAAAUGAUUGAGGAGGUGACUCACCGCCUGGUGAAGCUGGUACGGGGGGCCCUGCUGCCCUCCUCCCUGUCAGAGGCAGAGCUCCGGCUGUAUGGGGGCUGGGAGGCCAAGAGCAAGCUGUCCGCUCAGUGGCUGACCCAGGUCAUCCACACUGUCAGAGUGAGUCACGAGGCACUUGCUGCCCUAGAGAUCCCCAAUGAUCUUCUGCAAGUGAUCCAGGACCUGCUGCUGGACCUGCGUGUGCACUGCCUGAUGGUGACCCUGCAGCAGACCACUGAAGAUGUGAAGCGAUUGGCUGAGAAGGAAGACUGGGUCGUGGACAAUGAGGGAAUCACCUCCUUGCCGGCGCAGUUCGAGCAGUGCAUGGUCCAGAUGCUGCAGUCGCUGAAAGAAGCCAUGGAGUGCAAGCCUGGGGAAGGCAAUAUCUUUCAGCAGGAGGGAACUGAGGGCAGGGCUUGUGAACUCUGUAUUGGUAUAAUGAAGGCAUUUAUAAAUUGCCUGGAACAAUUAAGCACAAAAAGUGACAGUGACAUCGACACUUCCCACAUGUCUGUGGAUAUUGCAUCUCCAGACAUCUUCAGCAGUAUUCAUGAGGACUUCAGUCCAUCCCCGGAGCAGCGUCUGCUCAUUAUCCUCAGUAACUGCCAGCACCUGGAGAAGCACACCUUCAUCAACCUGGCCGAGCACUUUGAGAAGCACGGCUUCCUGGGCACUGAGAAGAUCACUCGGGUGAGUGUGGAAGUGGUGAGAGAACUGGACGAGAGGCUCUUUGAGUCCUACAUUGAGAAGAAGGCUGACCCCAUUGUGGGCUCGCUGGAACCCGGCAUCUACGCAGGCUACUUUGACUGGAAAGACUGCUUGUCCCCUACAGGUGUAAGAAACUAUCUGAAGGAAGCAUUAGUGAACAUAAUCACAGUCCAUGCAGAGGUUUUCACCGUAUCCAAGGAGCUGGUCCCACGCGUCCUGUCCCGAAUCGUGGAGUCCGUCGCCGAGGAGAUGAGCCGCCUCAUGCAGUGCGUGUCCUCUUUCAGCAAGAACGGAGCACUGCAGGCGCGGCUGGAGAUCUGCGCCCUGAGCGACGCCAUAGCCUCAUACCUGACCCCUGAGAGCAAAACCAGCUUCAAGCAGGCCCUGGAAGCCCUCCCCCAGCUGCACAGCGGAGCCGAUAAAAAGCUGUUGGAGGAGCUCCUCAACAAUUUUAAGAGCAGCAUGCACCUCCAGCUGGCCUGUUUCCAGGCCUCCUCCGUCCCUCCUGUGAAGAGAUGAGGGCUCUCUCCAUGCCCCCAGCAGAGCCUCCAAAAAUGCGCUCAUGGGAACAUGGUACCUGGUAUCACUGUCACACUACCUGGUCAUAUCUGACAUGUUUUUUUGUUCCUGUACAGGGGAAGAUUACAUUACCGCAUAUGAACAAGCCUAAAUAUGCCUAUGAAGAGCAUCUCAUAAAUAAAA